AUGGAUAAAUUAGAAAAUAAUUUAUUAGAUAUUAAAAACCAAAACUCAAAAAUAGAAAAUACGAACACCGACAUAGAAACGUCCAUGAACUUUAUAUCUGAACAAAUAACUUCACUGGUGUCUAAAAUUACUUACCUGGAACAGGAGCGUAUCACAGUGGAUAACAAAAUAUCCUUGCUGGAAGAGAAAAUGGAGACUCAUGAUCGCAGUUGCAUAAAAACUUCUGUUGAAAUUCGCAAUUUACCCAAGAGGAUCCAAGAGUCGAAGAAAGAUCUAUAUGAUAUGCUAAUAAAAUUAUCAAAGCUCAUAGAAAUCGAUUUGCAAGUCUCUGAUAUUCGAGAUGUGUCAAGGCAAUAUUCGAAAAAGGAAAACAAAACAUCUAAUCUGACAGUUGAGUUCUCCAAUACUCUUAUAAAAAGUAAUUUCUUGUCUCUGGUUAAGAAUUAUAACAAACGUAACUCAAACAAUAAGCUGGAUUCGUCUCAUUUGGGUCUAGAUGGCCCACUUACUCCUAUAUAUCAUAUAUAUCACUGA
This is a messenger RNA of Parnassius apollo (apollo), 534 nucleotides long. The record is from the annotation of a GenBank genome assembly. Lineage: Eukaryota; Metazoa; Arthropoda; Insecta; Lepidoptera; Papilionidae.